Messenger RNA from Sardina pilchardus (European sardine), 2154 nucleotides. RefSeq names its product 5'-nucleotidase, cytosolic IIIA (gene nt5c3a). The record is from RefSeq and is a predicted model, not a curated record. Gene Ontology annotation, molecular function: magnesium ion binding; 5'-nucleotidase activity. Gene Ontology annotation, cellular component: cytoplasm. Bases 94 to 1089 code for a protein of 331 amino acids. The transcript has 9 exons. Lineage: Eukaryota; Metazoa; Chordata; Actinopteri; Clupeiformes; Clupeidae.
UUCAUUUGGCCACUGAACAAGCCUGGAGUAGGAGGGACCAUGUUGACAUGAACGGAGCCGGCUGUCGUUGGGCUUUGGGAAGCAAGUCACAUCAUGGAUAAAAACGCCAUGGUCAAAGUUGGGGCUGUGGCCAGCGCCAGCAUGUGCGCUAUGUUUGGUGGUGUCGUUUUGGCGCAAUACAUUUUUACCAGGAAGAACAGAGCGGGGAAGAAAACGAAGAUAAUCGAAAUGAUGCCGGAGUUUGAGAAGAGCACGGUCCACAUAAAGGACCCGGAGCGGGUUGAGCAGGUGAUCUGCGACUUGAUCAAAGGUGGAGCCCCUAAGCUGCAGAUUAUCACAGAUUUCGAUAUGACAUUAAGUAAAUUCGCAAUCAAUGGAAAACGCUGCCCAUCUUGUCAUAAUAUCAUCGAUAACUGCAAACUUGUCACAGAGGAUUGCCGCAAAAAGUUGCUGCAGCUGAAAGAAACCUACUAUCCCAUUGAGAUAGACCCCCACCUCACUAUUGAGGAGAAGUUUCCAUUCAUGGUCGAAUGGUAUUUUAAAUCCCACACGUUAUUAGUGGAACAGAGGCUUCAGAAGGACAAACUCCCAGAGGUGGUGAGAGAGUCCGAUGCAUCUCUCAGGGAGGGCUAUGAGCAGUUCUUUGAUCGGCUUCUGCAGCACAAUGUGCCUGUGUUCAUCUUCUCUGCUGGCCUGGGCGAUGUGCUGGAGGAGAUCAUUCGCCAGGCUGGGGUUUACCACGCCAACGUCAAAGUGGUCUCCAACUUCAUGGAUUUCGAUGAGAAUGGAGUCAUCAAAGGCUUCAAAGGCGAGCUCAUCCAUGUGUACAACAAACAUGACGGCGCGCUCCGAAACACGGAGUACUUCAAGCAGCUGAAGGACAACUGCAAUAUCAUUUUGAUGGGCGACUCCCUUGGUGACCUGAACAUGGCCGACGGUGUGCCCAGUGUGGAGAACAUCCUCAAGAUUGGCUUCCUCAAUGACAAGGUGGAGGAGCGCUUGGAGAAGUACAUGGACUCUUACGAUAUUGUCCUGGUGAAGGACGAGUCUCUAGAAGUGCCCAAUUCCAUCCUCCAAAGGAUCCUGUGAAUGGUCAGCCAUGCACCCGGGGUGGUCAGGGAGUUUUUUUAAAUUGACCCUUCAUCAGUCCGAUCUUCUGAACUCUUUGGCACGUUUCCAUUGCUCUGGGAUAUCGGCUAUUUGACCUUUUAUGAAAUCCUCUACCCACCCCCGGCAACCCCAUCCUGCCCCACCCUGGCCCACCAUCCUCCAUCUUGUCAAGACCUCUGUUAUGUUCACUCUUUUUCCUUUGCUUUCUUUUUAAAGACAACUACAUGAACUGUUUUCUUAAAGUGCUCAACAUCCAUCAGUUGCUGGUCUGUUUGUGUCCGUCUGGUUGUCAUUACUGGACUGCGUACACAAUGGUCGAUAAACACAACACAAUACAAACAGCCAAACAAAAACCAAAACAUGUCUGUCAAUCAACUUUGUUCAAUUUGCACAUUAUUAUUACUAUUGCUAUUAUCAUUGCUUUUAUUUUUAUAUUGUAAUGUUGUUAUGGGAGUAGAUAUGCAGUAUAUUAAGGUUUGUUUAAGGUUUAUGGAAAUAUCACAGACAGAUCCUGCAUGUGUUUUACCACUAGAAUCUUCUAAUGAUGCAGGAGGGGAGAAGAUGUGCAUUUAAACAACGCCAUUGAAUAAGAAGCGGUCAGGAUCACUGCCACGUGCUUUCUGACUGAUGUUUUUCCAUGGGUGUUGAAGUUAACCUCCAGUGAUGGACAAUAUGCACUCCAGGAUAGUAUCAGAGAAUGUAUGUUACAUAUGCCCUCGAAUGUUUGACAAACAGGCAAAAUGGUGGCAUUGUUGUUCAUUUGCAAUUCAGGCUCAAAAGAUUAUUUCUUUCUUUCUUUUUUUUUUGGCUUUCAUUCUUUCACCAGAUGCAUUUUAUUGGUGUAUGUCUGAUACUUAGAAUGCACACUACCUCCAAGAUGUUCACCUUUGGGGUGGAACAGUGUAACUUUGUUUUUGAUUUGCACUCAUUGUAAAGUCCCUUUUUGAAUUAAGCAUUAGUGUAUGCUGCUACCAAUUGCAUGUUGCCUUUCUUAAAUGCAUAUCAUGUGAGUUUCAAUUGUCAAUAAAAUAAAUAUAUAGGAGA